AUGCCCGAGUUGAUACCAGAGCGGACGACCAACGCAAAUUCGGAAACCCAAACCGAUUCUAAUGGGAUUCAAGAAGGCCUCGGUAGCCUGAAUCGCUGGUCUCAAUCGACCGUUUCUAGCAAGGAUUCGCCUGUCAACCGUUCUCGGGGAAAUUCAUCGCCUAGUAAUAUUGAAUCUCCGAAGGCAAAUGCAAGCCCGGCUAGCACCUCUAGCCCUGAGUGUUACGUUCUCGAUCACCAGCGUGGCCAAUCACAGGGGUUUCGUGUCUCCCAGCUUUCCAUGUCAGCGAGCCAUACCGAAGCGUCCAGACUUGGAUCAUCAGAUGCUGGUACGAUACCCAAGUUGGCGGCGAAUGAUACCUUCGAUUCAAACCUUGAGACAUCGGAGCCUGUGUUAGCCUCCCCGGCUCUCUUCCAAAACCCGUGGGCAAAGUCAAGCUCACUCAGCAUGGGCUCUGGCGAACGUAAUCUAUCUCACGAUCUAGCGAGCUCUCAACAGGUUUCCGACAGCUCACGCCCAGCAUCAGCAAAGGGAUAUGGCUCUGGACAACGGCGGCGGGCCUAUUCCCAGAAAGCAAUGCUUUCUAAAGCAUUGCAGAAGGCUAAUACUGCAGUUCUCCUGGACAAUGCAGCUAAUUUCGAAGGUGCAAUGGAAGCUUACAACGAUGCUUGCCAACUUCUACAACUAGUCAUGCUGCGAAGCAACGGAGGAGAAGACGAGAGAAUGAAGCUUCAAGAGAUUCGCGACACCUAUAUGCUUCGUGUCACCGAGCUGCGUCGUAUGGACUUCUCCUUCCGCGAAGUUAACAGCAAAGCGCUUCCUGAACGUCCUCUUAGUCAGGAGUCAUACGGAGCCAUGUCGCAACCCAUAGAUGACGAGGAUGAUUUUCAUCCUGAGGAGAGAUAUGACUACUUGCAGUCCGGAUCUUUCGUUCAUGAUCAUCCCAUCUCUGAAGGAUCUAGAACCAUGGUGCCCAAUCAAAUGCCUCCGAGGCGUCAGUCGCUAUUGCCGUCGCCUCUGGAGGAUGAGUCAAGGCAAGCGUCGGAGAAAUUGUUUCAGGGCGCACUGGGCCCUCCACAGGAUACAUACUUGACCAGAGGACUCGGUCAGGAUGAGGAAUCCUCGUCUUCCGGGGAUCCUCAUUCUGAGUUGACGUUACUGAGCACUCACGCCAGGGACAUCUACGAGUCAACCUCUUGGCUCGAUACAAUCGACGAGUCUGGUGCUUCUUCACCUUCUUCCCAGCACUCCCGAGUAUCUUCUGUGUAUCUACGGCGGAGGAGAAGCUACCGCUUCAGCCAUGGUACUGAAGCCGAGUUUGAUGCUGCAUUAGAUGCUGCCGUUGAGGCUGCAUACGAUGAAGGCCUGGAACCAGCGGUAGAGGUGGACAGUUACGAUACAGACGAUGAGAUUGUAGCGAACGCUCGCAGGAACGUUGAGUUGGCAAAACAGAGAGUAAGGGAAGCGGAAAGAGAAGCGGAAGUAGCAAUAACACAGGGCCACGAUCUUCGCCACAUACUCGAGCAGACGAAGCUCGACCAUCCAAGUGAUUUGAUCCAGGAUUAUCCUGACGAUGAAGCUGAAGAAGAGGAGCGAUUGUUGGAUGAGAUGACCAGUGGCUACGUUAUGGAUGAUUUCGCAUUUGAUCUCCAGUCAAAAUCUGCUCUUCCGCGCCAGUCAGGUUCGAGCGUGUUAUCCGCUAGGACCUGGGAGAGCUCGGUGGUCCCUAAUUCAGCUACAACAACACCCGGCGUGACUUUGGCUCCGCUGGAGGAAGAUGACGUUGUAUUAGAGGAUCAAUCAGAGAAAUCUCAGAGCGCACUUACUCCAUUGGAGUUCGACCUAGUUUCCUCGCCUCAUGUUCCUUCCGGCCUACCCAAACAGUCUUCUGUGCUAACAGCGAGUCCAAGCGUGCGAGCACGGCGAAUGUCAGGUCAAAACCCGACGGAACUGAAAAUCGAAACAAGCUCUCGUCCUAAGAUUGGCGAUGAUGCGCUCACCCAAAGCUCCGCGGAUACGCACUCGUUUCGACCACCCCCUGUGCCCAAAGACGGAUCUCAAACACUCUCUUCCGCAAGCUCUAGUACAAAAACUCCCGCUUCAGCUUCCGUUCUUACACCAGCCGUGCAUCUCAGCCGAAGGAAUGCUUCAAUUGCAUCACUGGCUGAAGAUGGUUCCACCGUUGAAGUACUAGAGAAAAUUAUUACAGAGGAGGGAAAACCGUAUGCCAGGAUAUCGAAGGUGCCAUCACCCGCCCGUCUGAUUGGCAAGGUGCCUUCAGCUCCAGACAACCUGGGCAAGUUAAAUUCAGGUCUGAAGACGUUCCGGCCGAGGAAUGUCUCUGUGCCGGCGCCUGAUCUGUCUGCCAAUUCCCCGGAAACGCCAUCAAGCGGUGCAUUCCCGGACCUCCAUAAGGGAACGGCAACUGGCCCGGCUCCUUCUCUACCUACACCUAUUGGUGCAACUUUUGCGCCGUCCGGUCUGACCAGUGGAGGCCUGUAUUUGUUCGAUAGCCACAUCCACUCACCGACGAGUCCCGGAUCCCCCAAUCCAAUGGCUGCGAACGCCCCUAUUCCUUUAGAGCCGUGUCCCGAGUCAUUUCUUUUACGUCCAUUCUGGCUCAUGAGAUGUAUUUACCAGACCAUCGCUCAUCCGCGAGGCGGUUAUUUAUCUACGAAGCUAUUCGUGCCCCAUGAUGUGUGGGGCGUUAAAAACGUGAAACUUAGGGCGGUCGAAGAAAAGGUGUCCAACUGCGACUUGUUGACGGCGGCGUUACUUAAGCUUGCUAAGGUGGACACUUAUGAUGCCGACGCCGUCCUGGAGGAAAUGCAAUCCUUGGAAGCUGUGCUCGACCAGGUGCAGGUGUCUCUGUCAAAGAAGAUAAGCAGCGAAGUCGGCGUGCAAGGGGCUUUGCCGAUCUUCAAAUAUUCUCAGAGCUCUGAGGAUGCGGCAAAUGGGUUUGAUAAUAUGCCGCAGAAAGUCAACAGCAGUUCAAGCAAAUCGUCAUAUCUAACUUCGUGGCGAAAAUUGCGUUCCAAAAACUCAGGCUUCGGUGCUCCCGCUACACCAGUGCAUUCCAAAGAAACCAGCAAAGAUAAUUUAACAAUCAGUUCGCUCCCCAUGACUUCGUUGCCGACUUCCCAGGCUGCCAGGCGUGUUACACAACAGGUCCAGUUCAGUGGACCCAACGCACAUUAUAUGGCAGCGCUCGCCCGACUGUGCGACGCUGCGCAGGUGCUGGACCAGAUUGCCCAGCAAGUUGAAGACCCCGGUCUCAAACAUUCCUCGCCCACAUUAGUCGGCCUGGAGUUGAGUACACGCCAUGCUGCCGAGUUUUUCGGAUUCUAUAUCUGCCGAUUCGCUUUGAACGACAUUGGCAUGAUGCUUGAUAAGUUCAUCAAGAGAGGAAGUGAAUGGGUUUUGAUCUGA
Messenger RNA from Aspergillus lentulus, 3429 nucleotides. The record is from RefSeq and is a predicted model, not a curated record. Lineage: Eukaryota; Fungi; Ascomycota; Eurotiomycetes; Eurotiales; Aspergillaceae.